This is a messenger RNA of Chondrus crispus (carragheen), 315 nucleotides long. RefSeq lists its product as hypothetical. The transcript has a single exon. The record is from RefSeq and is a predicted model, not a curated record. NCBI's taxonomy places the organism in Eukaryota, Rhodophyta, Florideophyceae, Gigartinales, Gigartinaceae. The coding region runs from base 1 to 315 and encodes 104 amino acids.
AUGAAGAAAGCAAAUGCCGUUUCCCUUGUCUCUUGUUUCCCUGUUUUUCUUUCCUUUGUUGCUGCCUCGAACGACGAAGUCUUUCACGAAAAUAUUCGCGGUCUGGCGCAGGAAGGGGCAGCCUUUCUAGGCGAGUGUGUGCGACGACUUAAACGCGGUCUUCCUCGAAGUCUGCAUGUCAUGUGCUCGUGUGGGAGGACCCUCCCGCUCGUCGAGCGUCGGUCUCUCAGUUCGCCAAUCGUAGUCACCGCCUUUGAAACGAGUCCGGCGGCGUCGUCGUUCUGUGUUGUGGUCAGAGUCGCGCGCAAUGGUUAG